CACAUGCAAGUCUCUCACCCCAAACUGAGAUUUAAACUCCCUUUUGACCAGUUUAUUUUCAUGCAUAAAAUAAGUUGGGUCAUAUUCAGUGCAUAUGGCUGGAAACGGCUGAUCUGACAGUAUCUCUCGUUCCACAGUUGGCUCUAGUUGUGAUUUUGGCACUGGAUCUGUUUGCUGGGUUUUGAGCCGCUUGGACGUAAGGAAGCGAGCAGGGAAACCUCUCUCUCCUCUCACAAUUGUUCCCCGUGUUUGUCCUCAUGCAGCUGAGGCGCUGCUGAUAAGAGAGGCUUUCCAGAGAUACCCCGUGAGAUGCCCAGACAGGGAGGAAGUUCAAUUAGGAUUUGAUUUCCUCGACCAAAGCAUGUGUGUGAUGGUGCGAGGCAGAGAUUUCCAGGGGCUUGAAUUUUGAGACAAUGGGCUUCAAUGAGCACUCAGGAAAGUCAAUGUUUUCUACUUCGCACUCCGAUGUUUCUCUCUCUCAAGGUUGCAUCCUGUUUUAGUGAUCUUAGCAAACAUUCCCCUCACGCCAGAGACGGCGCGGGACCAGGAGCGGCGUAUUCGGCGGGAAAUCGCCAACAGUAACGAGCGCCGGCGAAUGCAGAGCAUCAACGCUGGCUUCCAGUCUCUGAAAACACUCAUCCCACAUAGUGACGGAGAAAAGCUAAGCAAGGCUGCCAUCUUACAGCAGACGGCCGAAUACAUCUUUUCUCUGGAGCAGGAAAAGACGAGGCUGCUGCAACAAAACACCCAACUCAAACGCUACAUACAGAAGGAGUUCAGCGGCUCGUCCCCGAAGAGGAGGCGCGCAGAGGAGAAGGAUGAAGGGAUUGGAUCUCCAGACAUCCUGGAGGAGGAGAAGGUGGAGGACCUUCGGCGAGAGAUGAUCGAACUCAGACAACAGCUGGAUAAAGAGCGCUCUGUUCGCAUGAUGCUGGAAGAACAGAUCCGCUCGUUGGAUGCCCACUUGUACCCAGAGCAGCUAAAGGUGAUCGCUCAGCAGGUCCAGGAGCAGCACGUGCAGACGCAAACCCUGCUUCGUCUUCAACAGCAGCAACAAGAAGAGCUGGAAAAAGAGACCAACACACCUGCUCGCAGCCCGCUGGUGUUUUCUCCUGCCACGCCGCCUGCGCCCACUCAUCACGCCACAGUAAUUGUUCCCGCCCCUGCGCCGCCGGUCCCUCCCCAUCAUGUCACUGUGGUGACCAUGGGCCCCACCUCUGUGAUCAACACAGCAUCCACAUCACGACAGAACUUGGACACCAUUGUGCAGGCCAUCCAGCACAUCGAAGGCACGCAGGACAGGAUGGUUGUACCAGAGGAGGAAAAGCGCCGGGCGGUCAUCGUCACCUCGGGUCGUGUCCUCACAGACACCGGUGACUCCGAUACCGCCUCUGACAACGAUGGAUCUGAGGACUGUUAACUGCCCCGGUCACCCCCACCACCAAUUCGCACCACCACAUGUAACGGGGGCGCAGAAAAUGGGGGGAGGUGGUCUGUGGCCAAGGGCCUCCCGCAGAAAUACUCUUUCUUUCUCUCUCCUCUCUUCCUGUCGCUGUCUUCUUCAUACUUGCAUACGGGACUCACAGACUCAAUGACUUGAAGGUUUCUCGGGGUUGGGG
Molecule: messenger RNA, 1619 nt
Organism: Carassius carassius (crucian carp)
Lineage: Eukaryota; Metazoa; Chordata; Actinopteri; Cypriniformes; Cyprinidae
Gene: tfap4
Product: transcription factor AP-4 (activating enhancer binding protein 4)
Exons: 7
Coding region: 596-1420 (274 amino acids)
Biological process (GO): regulation of transcription by RNA polymerase II
Cellular component (GO): nucleus
Molecular function (GO): DNA-binding transcription factor activity, RNA polymerase II-specific; protein dimerization activity; RNA polymerase II cis-regulatory region sequence-specific DNA binding
Source: RefSeq, a predicted model, not a curated record